AUGCCCGGCGACUACGACAUAGAAUAUGCUUCGCCCUGGGCGGGUGCGAACUAUCAGCCCUUUGGAAAGCAUGGAACGCACGCCGCUGAAUAUGAGCGAGACUCGUGGCCAGAGCUGAGCAGACUGGCCCAUGAUGCUCCAGAGGCUGGUAUUCACUUUCAGCCAACAAAGCUGUUCCGAAGAUCGAAAGACGUCGGCUCUGCAACCGGGGACUGGUUUGCUGAGCUGAUGCGGGAAGACGCAUGGUUCAAAGACGUCGUACCCAACUUCAAAGUCAUGACCAAAGCAGACGUUCCAGCCGGCAUGGACGGAGGAACAUCAUUCACUUCCGUAUGCAUUAACACCUCACUCUACCUCCCCUGGCUCGCCUCUCGGUGCCUCAAACACGGCGUCAAGCUCCGUCGAGGCAUCGCCACUCACAUUGUCCAUGCAGCGAGCAUGCACCAUUCCGGCAAGCGUGCAGAUCUGGUCAUCAAUUGCACCGGCCUCUCCUCCCACGCCCUCGGCGGCGUAGAAGACAAAGCACUCUACCCCGGCCGCGGCCAGAUCGUCGUCGUCCGCAGCGAUCCAGGCUACAUGUGCUCUGCCUCCGGCACCGACGACGGCCCGGACGAGGCGACAUACAUCAUGUCCCGCGCAGCAGGUGGAGGCUGUAUAUUAGGCGGCUGCAUGCAGAAGGGUAACUGGGAGAGCCAGCCUGAUCCAAACCUCGCCACUCGCAUAAUGAAGCGCGCUGUGGAUCUGUGUCCGGAGCUGGUGCCUGCAGGGAAGGGCAUUGAGGCGCUGAGUGUUGUCCGGCAUGGUGUUGGGUUGAGGCCGAUGCGGGAGGGUAGUAUCCGGGUGGAGAAGGAGGUCAUCGAGGGUGUGCCUGUGGUGCAUAACUAUGGGCACGGAGGGUAUGGAUAUCAGACGUCGUAUGGGUGUGCUGCGGCGGUUGAGAAGCUGGUCAAGGAGGCUUUGCAGGAACGUGCGAGGCUGUGA
Saxophila tyrrhenica is the source of this 981-nucleotide messenger RNA. Its product is annotated as D-amino acid oxidase. Lineage: Eukaryota; Fungi; Ascomycota; Dothideomycetes; Mycosphaerellales; Extremaceae. The transcript has 4 exons. Gene Ontology annotation, cellular component: cytoplasm. Gene Ontology annotation, molecular function: FAD binding; D-amino-acid oxidase activity. Bases 1 to 981 code for a protein of 326 amino acids. The record is from RefSeq and is a predicted model, not a curated record. Gene Ontology annotation, biological process: D-amino acid catabolic process.